This is a messenger RNA of Jaminaea rosea, 994 nucleotides long. RefSeq lists its product as hypothetical. NCBI's taxonomy places the organism in Eukaryota, Fungi, Basidiomycota, Exobasidiomycetes, Microstromatales. The record is from RefSeq and is a predicted model, not a curated record. Bases 253 to 903 code for a protein of 216 amino acids. The transcript has a single exon.
CUCUCGCCUCGCGUCACUCAACCGCCGGCACCGCAAGAUCAGCGCAUGGCAUGAGCUCGUGGAUACCCUCAACGUCUGCUCGUCCUACGCCUAGCGUACCAGAGCCGCAUUGCCCCUCGUCCUUCGCCCUGCGCCCCCAUCAAGGGAUGCAAUACUGCUUCGCCUUCCCGCACCGCCUCGCAUUCCCUCCUAAGCAAGGACCAGAGCUCGUCGUCGGGCGGUCACUUUGACCAGAAGCCACGCCGCUUGCCCAUGCAGACAAGCAAGCGCCUCGACCUGGUAGCAUCGUGCGCGUUGCAACCUCUCGCCUUCCUCGCUCUACACUCAGCGCAACAAGCUGCUUCCCUCGCCCUCUUCGCUCGCCUCGCACCCGCAAUGUCGCCGUUUUUCGCCCUCCGCGCCCAUCAAGGCGUUCAAUACUGCCUAGUUUUCACCCAUCAGCGCCCGAUGCCUCCCCAAGAGGGAGAAGAGCUCGUCGUCGAGCUACGACGCUGGCUGCUGGCCGCGCCCCCCCCGGUAGCACAGCAGGAAGCGCCCCCGCACGCAGGCACUUUGUCCCCUGCGCAGAGCGACGUGGGAUGCCAGCUUCUGACGAUCUGGGAAGACCCAGGACGGAUUCGCAACGUCCUGCGUGUGCCAUCAACGCCACCUCAGCCUGGCCAGUUCGAGGUGACGGCCAUCCUUGUCCACCGCAGCCCACCAGUCUGCGCCACCCCCAUGCGACGCAGCCCCUCCCCAUCGGCUGGCAUGGACCACACUCCUCCUCCCUCGUCUCCCCUGCCAGCGCUGGAGCUGCAAGACGAAUUCUUUUUCGAGUACGCAGAGCCGAUCGCGCCGCCAUCAGGACCACAGAUCGAGCAAGCGCAGCAGCAGCAGCAGGCGCACGAGCAAGAGCAGCAGUAGCAACACCCGCUGGACGAGGCUGCGCCAACGGUCGUCGCUCGUCCCCGUCCAUACGCCCUCCUCUAUACGCCAAGGCCGCCACGUACGUACG